CAGACCUGCUCUCCCACUCUCCCUCUCGGUGGUUCCUUUGAUUCUCACGGCCAAAACACCACUCUCCCUCCCUAACCUCAGAUCUGCAACUACCACCACCAGCCAAACCAUAGCAUCAAGACCCAAAUCCAAAAAACCUAUAGCAAACCACAACCCCCAUCGGAACCGACACACCUCCACUACAAAUCCACCCCAUACCGGAAACCGUCACUACCACUGAAAACCACCGCCGGCCAUAAAUCCCAAAGAAAAACACAAAACCCAAUAACCCAUGAUACCACCCCGCAGCAUCCCACCACCACCCACAGCUCACCCCUACCAGCUCAUAGCCCACCACCAUCACCAAAACCCUCAACCACCAGCCAAAUUAAACCAACCAUCACCAUCAACCACCGACCAAAAUUAACCAACCACCACUGACCACCUCAACCACAACAGCGAAAAGCAACCCAUUACAACCCAUUACCAGAUCGACCCAAACCACAAAAAAAAAAAAAAAAGAAGAAGCCACAACUAGAUUAAAAUCAAAACAAGCUGGUAAGAGAGGCAGCAAUCGGUGGUGGAGGCGUCUUUCAACGGUGGUGCUUGAGAACGGCGGUGUAGCUUCAAAUCGGCGGUGUGGCUUCAAAACAUGGCUGAGAUCGGUUCAAAUCAUGGCUUUGAUCGGUGAAGGAGGCAGAGAGAGGGAAGAGAGAGAGGUAUGAGGAAGAAGAGAGGAAAAUCGGUUGCUUGAGAAAAAAAAGGAAAAAAAAAAAAAAAAAAAGUGUAACGGAGGGUAAGAGUGUUAACAGUGUAAGGGUAUUUUUGUCUUUUAGGGACCAAAUUGAUCAUUUUUAAAAUAUCUUGGACCUAACUGCCAUUAACCCAAAGCCCCCAAUUGAACUAAACCGUAUAGAUCUUCACUGCAGAGGAGAGCCCAAAACCCAGCCAAACCUUCACCUCCAAAACAGUGAGAGAGCACUGUGUUGAUGUGCAGAAAAUCAAGCUCCGUUCUUUUCUUUUCUUUUCUUUUCCCAUAUAGCUCUCACUUGAAUCCAAUUCCCAUACAUAUAUAGUAAAAAUCCAAGAAUUCAAGCCCCUUUCACUAGCUUUCUCCACCAAAACCCUAGCCAAAGAAAAGAUACAGAGACAGAGAGAGAAAGAAAUGGCGUUUAGAGGAAAGGAGAUGAUGAAGAAAGUGUUGAAGAAUGUAGGAGAGAAGAACUUGGCACCCGGAUUGAAAGAAUCACUGAAGAAGUGCAUACCGGACAGUAAGGUUGUCAUGGGCCGAGCCAAACGCGGCCUCUACGCUGGCCGCCACAUCCAGUUCGGCAAUCGCGUCAGCGAAGAUGGUGGCAACAAGUCAAGGAGGACUUGGAAGCCGAAUGUCCAGGAGAAGCGGCUCUUCAGUUACGUUUUAGACCGCCAUAUUCGAGUGAAAGUCACCACUCAUGCCCUCCGUUGCAUAGACAAGGCAGGAGGGAUUGAUGAGUACCUCCUGAAAACUCCUUACCACAAGAUGGACACAGAAAUGGGCCUCUACUGGAAGUCUAGGAUCGAGAAGAUGUACGAAGAGCUAGGGAAGAGGGAAGUUGUUUUCUUUUCACCUGAGGAUGAAGCCAGGUUUGAACAACGUUUUAAAGAUCUGAAAGUGGCCGAGAGGACAGCUCGUAGGGAUGCCAGGAGACAAAUGUCUGGUUGGUCAGACAAACAGAAGCAGAUUGAGGAAGGUCAAGUGAAAGAUCAAUUGACUGAUGAAGAAGCCGCUCCCGAGCAGUGGGCUGCAAACUCUUAAGUUUUGGACCAUUCACCAUCUUGGAAUGUUCCCCCAUCUUUGUUUUUUAUUGCCCAUUCGAAAUUUUGUAUCUCUUUAAUGUUUGUUUUUUGAAGUAGUCUUUAGCUGUAUCAGGCCUGAUGGAAAAAUAUUCAGCAGAAAUCAAUUAUCUUUUUCAGAUGGAAA
This is a messenger RNA of Quercus robur (English oak), 1939 nucleotides long. Its product is annotated as 54S ribosomal protein L24, mitochondrial. Lineage: Eukaryota; Viridiplantae; Streptophyta; Magnoliopsida; Fagales; Fagaceae. Gene Ontology annotation, cellular component: mitochondrial large ribosomal subunit. Bases 1145 to 1774 code for a protein of 209 amino acids. The transcript has 2 exons. Gene Ontology annotation, molecular function: structural constituent of ribosome. The record is from RefSeq and is a predicted model, not a curated record.